UAAGGAAUCCCGAGUACGCGCGAGCGGGUCGGAGGCGCGCAGCUCGAGCGCUGCUCUCAGUGCUCAGACAUGGCGGCGGACCUCAACCCGGAGUGGCUGUCUUGCCUGCCUUCCUCGUGGAGUUACGGCGUGACCCGCGACGGACGCGUCUUCUUUAUCAAUGAAGAAGCGAAGAGCACAACCUGGCUGCAUCCAGUCACGGGAGAAGCCGUCAUUACAGGGCACAGAAAAACUCCAGAUUUACCCACCGGAUGGGAAGAAGGAUAUACGUUCGAAGGAGCCCGCUGCUUUAUCAAUCACAAUGAGCGAAAGGUGACCUGCAAGCAUCCCGUCACAGGCGUUCCUUCGCAAGACAACUGUAUCUUUGUCGUCAACGAACAACUGAAUUGUGGGAAACUUGUCCAUCCUGUUUUAAACAGACCAGCGACCAAAGCACCAGCGACCGAGAAGAAAGAACGCCCAACCAGCACCAUGAGCGAAGCGUCAAACUACACGGGCGGCUCAGACUACACCACACAUCCCAGCAGCCCAACAACCAGACUCUCCAGGUCCUCAAAGAAAGUCCACAACUUCGGCAAGAGGUCCAACUCCAUCAAGAGGAACCCCAAUGCCCCGGUGGUGAAAAACGGCUGGCUUUACAAACAGGAUAGUACCGGGAUGAAGAUGUGGAAGAAGAGAUGGUUCGUUCUGUCUGACAUGUGCCUCUUCUACUACAGAGAUGAGAAGGAAGAGGGGAUCUUGGGAAGUAUCCUCCUGCCCAGCUUCCACAUCUCCAUGCUAUCUGUGGACGACCACAUAAGCAGAAAAUACGCCUUCAAGGCGACGCAUCCCAACAUGCGGACGUACUAUUUCAGCACUGACACAGCCAAAGAAAUGGAGUCAUGGAUGAAGGUUAUGACGGAUGCAGCGUUGGUCCACUCUGAGCCAAUCAGAAGGCUUGAGAAGGUAAAGGUUGACUCACGCAGCCCUCAGGAGAUGAACAACAUGCUGAAUCACAGAGUCCUGACCCGACCCGAGAUCCAAAACAACGAGAGAAACCGCGAGACGCUCCGCCAGGAGGAGAAGAAGCAGAAAGCCGCGGACAAGCAGAAAGAGAAAGACGGCAGGGUUAGCGUGCAGAAAGAUGGAGAGCGAUACACCCUCCAGAGAGACGCCGACAACUACACCCUGCACAAAGACGCUCAGAGACUCGCUCUGCAGAAGGACGGAGACCGAUACAUGCUGCAGAAGGACGUGGACAAAUACGUCCUGCAGAAAGACGGCGAGAAAUACGCCGUCCACAAAGACGGAGAAAAGUACCUGCUGCAGAAGGACGGCCAGAAAUACACGCUGCACAAAGACGGAGACAAGUUCACGCUUCAGAGGGAAGGCGAGAAAUACGCUCCGCUGAAAGACGGCGAGAAGAUCCUGCAGAAAGACGCAAGGUACCCUCACGCAGACAAACACGUGCAGCAGAAGGAUCCGGAGAAACCCGUACCGCCGCCGCGGGAGGGCGAGAAAUACGGCUUCCAGAAAGAGGGCGCCGCGGAGCGGCCGCUCACUAAGAUCAACAGCAUCAAGCUCCAGCCGGCUCAAGCGGCGGCCAUCGCUGCGGCCGUCUCGUCCUCCAGACAGCUCCAGAGCGCGGCGGGGGCCGGCCAGUACAAGCCGGCUCAGGUCAACGGCUCCGGGGAGCGAGGAGGAGACAGAAGCCCCGGAGACAUGAGCAGCGCGAUGACCCAGAGGACCACGGCCCCGGCAGAGCCUGAGCGAACCCUGAGCAGAACCAACUCCAUGCAGCAGCUGGAGCAGUGGGUCCGUACGCAUCGCACGCGGGCCCCGGACGACGACACCAGGAGCAUUACAUCCUACCAAACUCUGCCGAGGAACAUGCCGAGCCACCGCGCUCAGAUCGUCCCGCGCUAUCCCGAGGGUUACCGGACGCUCCCGAGGAACAUGCUGCGUCCGGACAGCAUCUGCAGCGUGGCGGGGUCGGUGUACGACCGGGCGCUGCAGCCCACGAGCACCGAGAAGCGCCGCUCCAUUCGGGACGACACCAUGUGGCAGCUGUACGAGUGGCAGCAGAGGCAGGCGCACAGCCGGGUCGGAUACGGGACGCUGCCCAGCCCCAAAACCAUGGGCCAGAUCGCCGAGUCCAUCCCCACGUCCCCUUCCCACGGCUCUCUGGCCGGGUACCACACCUUCUCCCCCAACCGCCCGCUCAACCCGGACUCCCGCUCUGAAGUGUCCUCGCCCGUGUUUCGUGGGGACCUGACUAUAGAGCGCCGGCACAGACAGCAUCUGUCCAAGGUACAGAGCGCACAGGGUUCCCACAGCCUGCAAGCAAACCGCCGGAUGGGUCAGAUAGAUCAGGUCCAGCAUCGGGUGCACACUCCGGAGGAACUGACCCUGCUGCUCAUCAAGCUCCGGCGGCAGCAGGCCGAGCUCAACAGCCUCCGCGAGCACACGCUCGCUCAGCUAAUGCAGCUAAACCUCGAUGCCGCCAACCCAAAGAGUGAAAUCCUUUCCCAUCACCUACAGAGGAAUCUCAUGUACUUGGACAGCCAGAUGAAGGAGAAUGAGCCAAUAAUCUUCAUGAUUCACACUAUGAUUGAGAACUCGGCGCCAAGGCCACAACUGUACCAGCAAAUGAGUCCUGAAGAGUACAGAGAAAACACCUACUUAUACAGACCCGAGGAGCUGGACAUUGAUGCGAAGUUAAGUCGACUAUGUGAGCAGGAUAAAGUAGUGAGGAACCAAGAGGAGAAACUGCAGCAGCUCCACAGAGAAAAGCACACGCUGGAGACGGCCUUGCUGUCGGCCAGUCAGGAGAUCGAGAUGAGCGCCGAGAACCCAGCGGCGGUGCAGAGCGUCAUCCAGCAGCGGGACGUCCUGCAGAGCGGCCUGCUCAGCACCUGCAGGGAGGUGUCGCGCGUCAACGCCGAGCUGGAGCGGAGCUGGAGGGAGUACGAUCGGAUGGAGGCGGACGUCACUAUGGCCAAAACUAACCUGCUGGAGCAGCUGGAGGCCCUCGGGAGCCCACAGACGGAGCCGCCCAGCCAAAAACACGUCCAGAUCCAGAAGGAGUUGUGGAGGAUUCAGGAUGUGGUGGAGGCGUUGAACAAGAACAAACCCAAGAGAAACACAGAACCCAGUUUUCCUGGCGCGAACCCCCUGUCAAACCUGCAUAAGAGUGAAGAGUCAGACUCGGUGCCUCCUCGUCCUCCGCUCCCGUACUCGUACGAGGGGGGAGAGCGUCCUCCUCACGCGCCCCGCACCACCCCUCACCGGCCCGAGGACCGCAAGGCUGCCCAGCGCAACGGUGCCCACAGCGGGCCGGAUUACAGACUGUAUAAGAGCGAGCCGGAGCUCACCACCGUAGCCGAGGUCGACGAAAGCAACGGCGAAGACAAAUCUGAGCAGAUGGCAGAGAAGGAGCAGGCCGGCAUCACCAAAGGUGUAGUUUACCCCGUCGGAGUGGUCAGUCCCAGGACUAAAUCACCCAUGCCCGAAUCCUCCACCAUUGCGUCUUAUGUUACCUUGAGGAAGAGCAAGAAACCUGAUCCCAGAACAUCUCAGCCGCAGGACCGUCCUCGCAGUGCUGUGGAGAGCAUGAGCAGCGCCGUGGAAGUGGGCCGAACACGUAUGAGUGUGGAGGAGCAGAUGGAGCGAAUCAGGAGGCACCAGCAGGGGGCGCUGCGUGAACGAAGACGGGAGGACGGCUCGCUGUCCCGCAGCCUCUCCUUCACCAAAGACAACCCCUACUACACCCUACAGACGCGUAAGAAGAGCCCGGUGAUCUCUCCGGAUGAGCAGGACGACCGUAGAGACACGUCGCCCGAGGAGCAACCACAGCUGAAGACCAAACCCACUGAUGCAGAAGAAAACUGCAAGAAUACUGAAGAUGUGGAAUCUGGAAACGCCAGCCUGGAGAGCAAGGAGAAAGCGGCCCGACUGGCCUCCAUUAAAGAGUCUCUUCUGAAGAGCGCGGGUCCUAAACCGGUGCUGAACCAGGACCAAUCAGAGCCGCUGGAGUACCGCAGGACUCUGGCCACUCAGAACAGCUUACAGACCGCUGUCAUGGUGCGUGUGGGCACUGAGGAAGACGAGGAGGAGGAGGAUGAGGACGAGAAACCCUCCAGUCAAGAGCAGGACGUUUCGUUUGAGCUGAGCAACAGCAAACACGGCGCUCUGAUGUCAGUGAACAGUCUGUCGACUCCGCCUCAAUCUCCAAGCUCCUCCUCCUCUCCGCCGCCUCCGCCCUCCCCCCCACAGCUGACGGACGGAUCACACUUCAUGUGUGUGUGAGCGGAGAGACGGACGAUGAAGCGCAGCGUGUGAGGAGACGUGAAACAAACACAUCAUCAUCAUCAUCAUCAUCGUCAGACAGGAAGUGCCGCCCAUCAGCUGCCCGACACACACGGCGACGUCCAGGCCUUAGUUCAAACCCUUCUUUUCUAGUGAUUAUUAUUUAUAUUCCUCUGGCGUUUUUCUAGUUUGUCUGGGCGUCCGAGGUGCUAUCGAACCCUCGCCGAUGUACAUGAGCUCCCAGACUCCCGGUCAACAGGAAGUGGAGCCGGAGAAGCCCAUCGACGCACUGCUUUCAAUGGCGUUCAUCGCUGGCUUGUUUUAUAUGGAUUUUAAUCGAUCGCUCCCUUUUAAUCGAUCCUAGUGUUGGUUUUUAGUCCUCAUAUCUGUCCGACCCAUCCCUUCUUUCUUGUUUUCUUUUUGAUAUGUGUAUAAAUGAUGUACGACUAUAAACUUUCAAUAAGGUGCCACCGUACUGCUGCCGAUAAACAGGAUUUGUAAAUGAUCUGUAUUAUGUUGGAUAGUCCUGCAAUAGCCACCACACUGUUUCCCGACACACUCAUGAAUGUUCCAGCUUACCUUUUAUUUUUCUACGGCUGAGAUAUAUUUAACUAGAGAGACGAGUACAGAGUAUUAGAGUUUUAAGAAGAGCGUUUCCGGAGGACGGCUUUAGUUUAGAGGAGAAUAGCACACGAGGAGCGAGCGUUUUAAAACGGUUGAUAAAGCAAUAAGCAGGGUUUGGUGUUCAACUUCGAUGUAUAAACUGUAAAGUUCAUGAUGUAUAUACUGUACACCGUACAACAAGCAGAGCCGAGACGCAGAAGAGGUUAUGUAUCAGAGUCAAUAUGCAAAUGUUCAUAUUUCAUCUGUUUUAUAUCAUGUGAAAUAAAUGUUGAUGUUCUUAUAUAUAUGAAA
Messenger RNA from Puntigrus tetrazona (Sumatra barb), 5202 nucleotides. It is a transcript of the gene plekha5, whose product is annotated as pleckstrin homology domain containing, family A member 5. The record is from RefSeq and is a predicted model, not a curated record. NCBI's taxonomy places the organism in Eukaryota, Metazoa, Chordata, Actinopteri, Cypriniformes, Cyprinidae. Gene Ontology annotation, molecular function: phosphatidylinositol-3,5-bisphosphate binding; phosphatidylinositol-5-phosphate binding; phosphatidylinositol-3-phosphate binding. The transcript is spliced from 30 exons. The coding region runs from base 70 to 4287 and encodes 1405 amino acids. Gene Ontology annotation, cellular component: cytosol.